This is a messenger RNA of Naegleria fowleri, 708 nucleotides long. RefSeq lists its product as uncharacterized. The transcript has 3 exons. The record is from RefSeq and is a predicted model, not a curated record. The coding region runs from base 1 to 708 and encodes 235 amino acids. NCBI's taxonomy places the organism in Eukaryota, Heterolobosea, Eutetramitea, Acrasida, Naegleriidae.
AUGGAAGGAGUCAAUUCAAAAUUUAAAAAGCUCAUGUUGAAAGUAUUUGAUUUGACAGAGAGCUGGCAAGCGUUACACAAAGAAAAUUGUGAUUGUUUUAUCGGAUUGGUGAGAGAUUUGUCGAGUUGGGAUAUUGUCGGAGGAGGAUCAUGCGAGGACCACUCCCAAAUUGGUGAUGAACGUCAUCAAAACAAUCAUUUAAUAUUGAGUGGACAAUCAUCAUCGGGUUUUGGAAUUUUUCAAUAUUUUCCUCAGACAGUGAGCAUGAUUCAAGGAACUUAUUUACGGAAAUUGGAUGAAAAGUACAAGAUGAUUCUCGCAAGUCUUGGAAAAUUUGAAAAUAUUUGCAAUCAAUUAGAUGCCAUUCAACAAGAGGCAGAUUUAUUUUAUCAUCAAUUGCAUGGGGAAUUACUCUCUAGUAUGGAAGGAAAACGAAACGAAAAAUCUCAAUUUAAUUUCACAAUUAUUGAAGAAUACAUUUCUGGAAUUCGAGAAAUAUUUAUCAUGUUUAAAAAAGAAUAUUAUCGCUAUGAAGAUUUAUUUCAAAAUGAAUUGAAUUAUCUUGGAAAAUCAUUGGAGCAAAUCAAAGAUGUGUACAGAAAAUACUCGACACAUCAAUACAUAAAAAUUCAUAGAGUGAUUCAAGUACUAGAAAGCACGGAACGAGAAGUACAACAAGAUUUUGUGGACAAGCAUAGAUUCAAGUAA